Messenger RNA from Fonsecaea erecta, 567 nucleotides. Its product is annotated as signal peptidase complex catalytic subunit SEC11. Gene Ontology annotation, cellular component: membrane; signal peptidase complex. Lineage: Eukaryota; Fungi; Ascomycota; Eurotiomycetes; Chaetothyriales; Herpotrichiellaceae. The record is from RefSeq and is a predicted model, not a curated record. Gene Ontology annotation, molecular function: serine-type endopeptidase activity. Bases 1 to 567 code for a protein of 188 amino acids. The transcript is spliced from 2 exons.
AUGUUACCCUUUCUCGCUCCAUACCUCGCCAACCCGCGGCAAUCACUGUCGCAGGUGUUGAACUUCGCCCUCGUCCUGUCGACCGCUUUCAUGCUAUGGAAGUCUCUGUCGGUGAUUUCGGACUCACCUUCGCCCAUCGUGGUGGUUCUGAGUGGAUCGAUGGAACCUGCAUUUCAACGGGGUGAUCUAUUGUUUCUAUGGAACCGCGACAAAACGGCCGAGGUGGGAGAAAUCGUCGUCUACAACGUGAAGGGCAAGGAUAUUCCAAUUGUCCAUCGCAUCGUCCGGAGCCAUGCAGCUGCGGCGCCUGUCGCCGCGGACAAAAGCGGCAACCUCUCGAAAGCGUCUCCGAAACUCCUCACGAAAGGCGACAACAACGUGGCCGAUGACACGGAGCUCUACGCGCGGGGUCAGAGUUAUCUGGACAGAAAAGAGGACAUCAUUGGGAGUGUGCGCGGAUACGUGCCAGCCGUUGGAUACGUGACCAUCAUGCUUAGCGAGCACCCUUGGAUGAAGACGGUCAUGCUGGGCAUAAUGGGCUUGAUGGUCAUUUUACAAAGAGAAUGA